This is a messenger RNA of Electrophorus electricus (electric eel), 1339 nucleotides long. It is a transcript of the gene dlx6a, whose product is annotated as distal-less homeobox 6a. Gene Ontology annotation, biological process: cell differentiation; embryo development; regulation of transcription by RNA polymerase II. The record is from RefSeq and is a predicted model, not a curated record. Gene Ontology annotation, molecular function: DNA-binding transcription factor activity, RNA polymerase II-specific; RNA polymerase II cis-regulatory region sequence-specific DNA binding. NCBI's taxonomy places the organism in Eukaryota, Metazoa, Chordata, Actinopteri, Gymnotiformes, Gymnotidae.
CCGCGUGAGAAAAACAGGAGGAAAAAUUUCAUUUUGGAGUAACGAGGCAAUAUUUCCUAAACAAGGAAAAAGGAGCACUACAAAGGCACCCAGUUGGACUUGAGAGACAGGGGGUAAGUACUCUCAAGGCAGAAAAUUUGAUGAUGACCAUGACUACGAUGGCUGACGGUCUGGAGGCUCAGGACUCGUCGAAAUCUGCUUUCAUGGAGUUUGGUCAGCAGUCGCACUCACAACAGAGCUCCCCGUCGAUGGCCGCCAGCCACUAUCCACUUCACUGUCUUCAUUCCGGGUCCCACGCUCACCAGCACGAUAACUCUCCGUAUUCCGGUACAAAUUCCUACAACAGGUCGCUACCGUACUCAUAUAUGAGCCAUCCUCACCACAGCCCAUACCUACCGUCCUACCACAGUAACACCGCCGGUGCACAGACAAGGUUAGACGCCACAGAACAGCAGAAGACAACAGUGAUUGAAAAUGGAGAGAUACGUUUCAACGGAAAAGGCAAAAAGAUUCGGAAGCCACGGACGAUUUAUUCCAGUUUGCAACUUCAGGCAUUAAAUCACCGAUUCCAGCAAACUCAGUACCUCGCACUACCCGAGCGCGCAGAGCUGGCCGCUUCACUCGGGCUCACACAGACACAAGUAAAGAUUUGGUUUCAGAACAAGAGAUCAAAGUUCAAGAAGUUGCUGAAACAGGGGAGCAACCCUCACGAGAGCGACCCUUUGCCGGUCUCCAUUGCUCUCUCUCCGCGGUCUCCAGCAAUCCCUCCAAUAUGGGAUGUGUCUGCGUCCUCAAAAGGAGUGAACAUGUCUGCUAACAGCUAUAUGCCUGGUUACUCACACUGGUACUCCUCGCCUCAUCAGGACUCCAUGCAGAGAUAGGCUGCUAAUUACGGCUAGGCCGGAGGCCUUGCUGACAAUCCUUUAGUCCUACCUGCGCAGUGAUGACCGUCAGCGUGAUACACAAUGCCACUGGUAAUAUACAGACGAGGACACUUUCUGUGGAAAGAUUCUUUGAUGGAUAACAAAGAUAUCUCAUGUGGCGCACGUGUGGCAAUGGAACUAACUGUUCGAACUCAAAUGGAAUUGCUAUUGUAUCUGUUGACUUUUAACCAAACACAUACAUCACCAGCAUGGGGCAGAAACGGAAACCGAAACAUUCUGGCGCCUUUCACAUAUUCCAUGGGUUACAUUCAAAAUGAACUUAAAAAUUGCGUCUUUGCGUUAUGAUUACAUGUUUUUCACCAUGCAAAAGAAAGCAAUUUGUAUGUAAAUAUGUUGUUCAAUUUUAGUUGUAAAAUACUUUUUAUGUUUUGUCAUAAAUGGAGUAAACCAUGGCU